AUCAGUGACUUCCAGUUCAUCCGUGUCUUGGGCAAGGGAUGCAUGGGUAAAGUACUGCUGUCUCGUAGCCAUCGCUCACACAAACUAUAUGCCCUCAAGGCUAUCAGCAAAGAAUGGGUUAUCACCCAGAGAGAAAUAGAACACACCAGAACAGAACGAGACAUUCUCACACGCAUUGCCCACAUCAAUCAUCCUUUUUUGAUUCGUCUCCACCAUUCGUUCCAAAGUCACCAUCAAUUGUUCUUGGUAUUGGAUUACCAUGUCGGAGGUGAUUUGGCCACUCAAUUGGCCUUCUGGGGUCGUUUCACACCCGAUCGAUGUCUGUUGUACACGGCUGAAAUACUCUUGGGACUCCAGGAACUCCAUCGUCAAGGAAUUCUUUACAGGGAUCUUAAGCCAGAAAAUGUCUUGGUUGGGGCAGAUGGCCAUUUAGUCCUGACUGACUUUGGGCUUUCUAAGCAAUUCAAGUCUGACUUGAGUGAAAUGGAACACCAACGCACACGCACCUUUUGUGGUACACCAGAGUACCUUGCACCAGAAAUAUUACAAGCCCAGGCCUAUUCUUAUCAUGUUGACUUUUGGAGUCUAGGCACGAUUCUCUACGAAAUGCUGACAGGAACCACUCCAUUUUGGGCAGAAUCCCGCGCAGAGAUGUAUCGACGAGUGAUGGAUGAUCUUCUAGAGUUCCCGCCCGAUCUUCCACCUGUCACAACAGACUUUAUUGCCGGCCUUCUUGAACGCGAUCCGGCCAUGCGACUCGGGACCGGCCCUGGAGGAGAUGUCCUCAUUCGCUCCCACCCUUACUUUGACUCACUCGACUGGCCAGACGUUUACUUUAAGCGCAUCGAACCUGCGUAUGUCCCAGACCUCACCUCAGACACAGACGUCAGCCAUUUUGACCAAGAUUUUGUACAAAUGUCCCCACGCUUGUCGAUG
This is a messenger RNA of Phycomyces blakesleeanus NRRL 1555(-), 936 nucleotides long. It is a transcript of the gene PKB4, whose product is annotated as serine/threonine protein kinase AGC family. Gene Ontology annotation, biological process: protein phosphorylation. Gene Ontology annotation, molecular function: ATP binding; protein serine/threonine kinase activity. Lineage: Eukaryota; Fungi; Mucoromycota; Mucoromycetes; Mucorales; Phycomycetaceae. The record is from RefSeq and is a predicted model, not a curated record. The annotation marks the transcript as partial. The transcript is spliced from 2 exons.